Molecule: messenger RNA, 1438 nt
Organism: Brachypodium distachyon (stiff brome)
Lineage: Eukaryota; Viridiplantae; Streptophyta; Magnoliopsida; Poales; Poaceae
Product: alpha carbonic anhydrase 1, chloroplastic
Exons: 7
Coding region: 264-1133 (289 amino acids)
Molecular function (GO): zinc ion binding; carbonate dehydratase activity
Source: RefSeq, a predicted model, not a curated record
CAAACUCAUCAAGCUCGCACCUUCACCGGCCGCGCGCGUUCUUGCUCGUCUCGGGAGAAAGAUUCGUGCUAGGUCGACUCCGGCCCCUCUUCGAAAGGGUUGGGGUUCUUUUCAUCGUUGUGUGGCCAUCAGCAUCCCUAGCUAGCUCAUCCAGAUCGAGGAACUUGCAUCUCCCCUGGAUUGGACUUUGUUCUAGCAGGGACCAAAGCAUCGACCGAAGUCGAUCUGCACUGCGCGUCGCAAAGUAGAGGUAGGCGGAGGUCAUGGGCCGGCCAAUGGCCACGGAGAAAAAGAUGGCCACUCGCGUCGGAAAUGCAGUAGUCUUUGCUCUGCUCCUGUGUGCUCGCUUCCUCACCGCCCUUGCAUGCGACAACAAUGGCGCCAAGUUUGGGUACACGGGUUCUCUCGGACCCAGCCACUGGGGAGGAUUGAGCCCCAACUUCAGCCGUUGCGCAGAUGGAAACAAGCAGUCCCCGAUCAACAUCAGGACCGACGAGGUGGUUUACAGCCCGUCGUUGGGGCCUCUUCGCAGGGAUUACGCCGCUGCCAAUGCCACCCUCGUCGACAACAUCUUCAACAUCGCGCUCCGAUACGAAGACACUGCCGGGACGGUGCAGAUCGAAGGGGUGAAGUACACGCUGAAGCAGAUGCACUGGCACUCUCCUUCGGAGCACACCAUCAACGGCCAGAGGUUCGCAAUGGAGCAACACAUGGUUCACUACAGCGACCAAGGCGACAUCGCUGUUGUGGCAAUCCUGUUCCGACUUGGCAGGCCAGAACCUUUUCUUAUGCAGAUACAGGAUAAGCUAUCUGAGCUGUAUGUGGAGGCCUGCAGUGCAGAGAAAGGCGCUCCGAUCCCCGCCGGAGUCGUGAGCCUGUGGUCGCUGCGGCGGCGCGCCAACAUGUACUACCGGUACGUCGGGUCGCUGACAACGCCGCCGUGCACCGAGAACAUCGUCUGGACCAUCCUAGGCAGGGUGAGGGAGAUGUCGAUGGAGCAGGCUGCCGCGCUGAUCGCCCCGCUGGAGGAAGGUUACCGGCGCAACAACAGGCCGACGCAGCAGCUCAACGGCCGCACCGUGCAGCUCUACAACAGGUUCUGGAAGAACAAGAACAAGAACAGGUCGCCGUGAGCCUGCCUGCUGACCCGGCCGCGUCGAUCUUCGGAGAUGAUGAAUCAGCGCGUCUUUGGGUUUUCGGUUCAUCACAAGUUAUGCUAGUGUUUCUGCAAGUUGGGUUAGCUUCUAGGUUUGGAGUGUCACUUGUUGAUGUAAGGCCUAGUCUGAAGUUGGAAAUUAGCUAAAUGUAAGGCCUUUGGUGAUGUGAUCUUCCUUUUGUGUAGGACAAUAUAGGAGUUCCUUAGUUAGUUAUGCUAAUCAACAAAUCAACAAGUUGUGCACUUUACGAGCUAGUUAUCUUACCGAACGUUAUCUUACUA